Molecule: messenger RNA, 1620 nt
Organism: Aspergillus luchuensis
Lineage: Eukaryota; Fungi; Ascomycota; Eurotiomycetes; Eurotiales; Aspergillaceae
Product: PEX28-32 family peroxisomal membrane protein
Exons: 3
Coding region: 1-1620 (539 amino acids)
Biological process (GO): peroxisome organization
Cellular component (GO): peroxisomal membrane
Source: RefSeq, a predicted model, not a curated record
AUGGAAGAUCACACUACGGACGCCCUCGUCAAUCGUGACGAGCCUGUCCCGGUCAUCGCCGCUGGGAAGCACAAUGACGAUGCCGAGCGAUCAAAACCUGGAGUACUGAAGCGAUCAGUGUCCAAGGCCGGUCGCUCUCUACAGGAUAGGAUCUUCUCCAAGAUCUUGGAGCAAGUUAUGCCCGUCGAAGAUGUCGAUGCUGAAUCAGUGUCAGUCGGAGACAAGCCAAUUGCCAUCGAUAGUAAACGGCCGGCGUUUAGUCUACCUCUGAUGGCCAACAAUUUCCGCCGAUUCAAUGCAAGGAUUGGCAUCGUUUUCCUGUUUCAAACCCGUGUGGAGCGCCUGCUCAGCUGGAAACAGACCUCCCACACAGUCUCCUUUCUCUUCAUCUAUUCCUUCAUAUGCCUAGAUCCCCAUCUUCUCGUCAUUAUUCCAUUCGCCGUACUCUUGUUCUUUGUCAUGGUGCCUGCAUUCCUCGCACGCCACCCUCCACCUCCCUCGACAUCCACUUCCAGCAUCACCCCUUACUACUCAUAUGAAGGCCCAGCCCUUGCUCCUGCCAAAACCAUCAAGCCAGCGUCGGAGACGUCUAAGGAUUUCUUUCGGAAUAUGAGAGAUUUGCAAAACUGCAUGGCAGACUACUCCGAUGUACAUGAUGCGACAGUUUCCGCGUUCGCGCCGUUGACAAACUUUUCCAAUGAGAAACUUUCAUCGACAGUAUUUCUUACAUGCAUGCUAAUGGCAGCUCUAUUAUUUUUAACCGCCCACCUACUCCCGUGGCGACUGAUUCUCCUUGUUGGUGGCAAUGCAGCCAUUCUGUCAAUGCACCCAAGCUUUCCAGACCUGGUACAGAGUCUUGCAGGGGAUAUGUUAGAUCAGACAGCAGAAGAGGGUCCGGCAACGGAUAGAAAAGGCCAUGAAUCAUUCAACGUCAGCGGUGUGGCUAUGCCUGCUUCGCCCUCAAAAGCCGUGUCAUUGAUGGAAUCACUGGCCAAUAUCUCCUUGGACUCCUCCCCAGAGGAGCGGGAGGUUGAGGUAUUCGAGAUCCAAUAUCGCUCCCUUGCUCCUUAUUCGGAAUCGCAAUGGGAGCAUUUUCUCUUCAGUCCUAUGCCUUACGAUCCGCUCUCUCCCUCACGCAUUGCCGGUGAUCGUCCUAAGGGCUGUCGAUUCUUCGAGGAUGUCCAGCCACCCACUGGAUGGGCGUGGAAAGGUAAGAAGUGGGAGUUAGAUUUGGACUGUCGCGAGUGGGUUGUGGAGCGCAUGAUCACAGGAGUUGGCUUCGAGGUCUCCGGUAGUCCAUCGGAAAGUGGCAUGACCAGUGGCGAGAUUGGUGGUUGGGUCUGGGACCUGCCUCCGGCCUCCAACAGAUAUGAAGAGGCAGUGUCUACGCUAGCAUAUGAUGUCCUCGAGUCGUUAAACCCAUCGAAAGGACAUGAUUCUAAGGGCAGAAAGAAAGGGAAAGAAAGGAUCUCCCAAGAUUAUGAGGAGAAGGUGCACACCGGAUCCCAUGUAACGGGGGAAUGGAGAAGGAGACGUUGGAUUCGCAUCGUGCACCGUGUCAGUUUACCAGCUGCCGAUAAGUAUGAUCAAGCAGCUGAAGACGAUACCCGCGAUACAUGA